This is a messenger RNA of Babesia microti strain RI, 387 nucleotides long. RefSeq names its product conserved Plasmodium protein, unknown function. The coding region runs from base 1 to 387 and encodes 128 amino acids. NCBI's taxonomy places the organism in Eukaryota, Apicomplexa, Aconoidasida, Piroplasmida, Babesiidae. Gene Ontology annotation, cellular component: transcription factor TFIIA complex. The transcript is spliced from 2 exons. The record is from RefSeq and is a predicted model, not a curated record. Gene Ontology annotation, biological process: transcription initiation at RNA polymerase II promoter.
AUGGACGAGUUUAAGCGGUUCAACAUAAUGCAAUCUCUUCUGGAAACGUUGGACAAAAUGGUGGCAGGGUCUUUUAUCCGCAAGGAAUUGAAGGAUCUAAUUUGUCGGGAAGCUUUGAAGGCCACUGCAUGCGAAUUUAUUGGCAACAACAUUAGCUCUACAGAAAUGAAUUUUACAGGCAAUUUGAGUUACUAUAAAUUUAACCAAUCGCACUGGGUUUUCUACACUAAAGACCCUAUCAUUGAAUGUACAGAUGAAAUAUCACUCAAAAAUUCUAGGGAAUCCUCAAAUCCCAUAACUCCGAGAGUUCAUUCCUACAAAGGACACCUAAAAUUGGUGGCCCUAACUCCUGAACAGAUAGGCAUCAAAGACUCACAUCAUCCAUAA